UUGCUAAUUUAGUUAGCAAUGAAAGUGUCCGAAGAGGUGUGAGAGAGAACCACAGAGCACCCUAGCCAACAGAGCUCAAACUCUAGCUCUCACGUGCAGGCCCAGGGGUCUGCUGCUGUGGGCACGGCCAUUUCCUCUAAGUUUCAUUUUGCUGGGACACAGCCACAGUCACCUAACAUCUACGGCUGAUUCCAGACUACAACAGCAGAACUGAAUAGUUAGGACAGAGAACAAAUAAUCCAUAAAGGGUCAGAUAUUUACUAUUUGGCCCUUUAUAGGAAAACCUGGCUCAAGUCUGGUCUAGAGAUACAGACAUUCCAAACUUUGACCCAGAAGUAAUCUGCAGGAUCCAGAACACACAUCACACUGAAGUUCAUUGAUGAAAAAAACCAAUCAAACAUGAAGCAGGCAGUUGUGUUUUGUCUCAUGCUGCUUAUCAUUUUUCAAACUGAUUGUGAACGAAGUACUAGGAGACAAAGGAGGAGGAUGCAUCAGAGAAGCCUCAGGAAAAGCUCUGCAUUCCACCCCAGAGCCAACCAGCUUCAAGUUCAGCAAACCACUGCUGUGCCAGAUGCUAGGUCACCCACUGCCAACUCCGAGUACAGUGUGGAGGAGAGCAUAGGAUCACUUCUGAGUAAUCCUGGAGUAGAAUCAAGUUACAGUGUGUUACCAGGAAAGAAAGGACACUGCUUUGUAAAGGGCAUGAUCAUGUACAACAAAGCUGUCUGGUCUCCUGAGCCCUGCACCACCUGCCUCUGCUCAAAUGGAAGAGUGCUUUGUGAUGAAACUGUGUGCCACCCCAAGGCAUGCCCCUAUACCAUUAAACUAGAAGGAGAAUGCUGCCCCAUCUGCUCUGAUGCUGCCUCCUAUUCUCUACUCAGUAGUUGGAAACUACAUGAUAAAAAUGACUUUUCUGGUGAUUCUUCAGAACAACAAGAAUCCACUAACAAACUUCACAAGCAAGUGCCACCUCCUCAGAUGGAAAUGGACCAAGUAGCCAUAAAAGAAGCUAUUCAAUCUGAGGAGGAUGAAGAGGCAGUUAAAGGACACAAGGAGCACAAGAAGGACCCCUCUCUGCCUACUAAGCUCCACAGUGAUGGGAAAAGAGCGGCUGGAAAGCUGAGGCCUGAGGAAGAAGGAAGGUCAGCACAUCAACCACUCUACCAUGGAAGAAGGGAGGAAGAGGACAGUGAGGAAGAGACAGAGAGGGAAGGAGAGGAGGAAGAGGAGGAGGAGGAGGAGGAGGAGGAGGAUGCCAUAAGAGGAGAUGUGUUCAGGAUGUCCUCCCGGUUAACACCUGGAACUCCAAGAGGCAGGCCACGCCUGCCCAGAAGCUGUUCCCUGUCCUACAGGACUAUCAGUUGUGUUCAUGCCGACUUCACUGAGAUCCCACCAAUAACAGCACCAGAAGUAACGAACCUGGAGCUGGUUGGGAAUUCAAUCAUCUCCAUUCCAGAUGAAGCAUUUAAUGGAUUACCAAAUUUGGAAAGACUUGAUCUGAGCAGAAAUAAUAUCACUUCUUCGGGCAUAGGUCCAAAAGCAUUCAAGUCUUUGAAGAAGUUAAUGCGUCUGAACAUGGACGGAAAUAAUUUGGUACAUAUUCCUUCAGAAUUACCAUCUACACUAGAAGAACUUAAAAUAAAUGACAACAAUCUCCAGGCUAUUGAUGAGAAAAGUUUAUCAGACUUAAAUCAACUUGUCACUUUAGAAUUGGAAGGAAACAAUCUCAGUGAAAUCAAUGUUAAUCCUCUAGCUUUCAAAUCUUUGAAGAGCCUAUCAUAUCUACGUCUCGGAAAAAACAAAUUUAGAAUCAUACCACAAGGUCUUCCAGCUACUAUUGAGGAGUUAUACCUAGAAAAUAAUCAAAUUGAAGAAGUAACUGAAAUUUGUUUCAAUCAUACCAGAAAGAUAACUAUGAUCGUACUACGUUAUAAUAAAAUAGAAGAAAGUCGGAUUGCUCCUUUAGCAUGGAUAAAUCAAGAAAAUCUUGAAUCUAUCGACCUGUCCUAUAACAAGCUCUACCACGUCCCCUCCUAUCUACCCAAAUCUCUUCUGCACCUUGUCCUAAUUGGGAACCAAAUUGAUCGGAUCCCUGGCUAUGUGUUUGGCCACAUGGAGCCAGGCCUGGAGUACUUGUACCUGUCAUUUAACAGACUUUCCGAUGAUGGUGUGGACCUAGUCUCCUUCUAUGGGGCAUAUCACUCUCUCAGAGAACUAUUUCUGGAUCACAAUGACUUCAAAUCCAUACCACCUGGGAUACAAGAAAUGAAAGCACUGCAUUUUCUGAGGCUGAACAACAAUAAGAUUCGAAAUAUUCUUCCUGAACAAAUCUGCAAUGUUGAAGAAGAUGAGGACUCAGCUCUUGAACAUCUUCAUCUUGAAAACAAUUACAUUAGAACUAGAGAGAUAUCAUCCUAUGCCUUUUCAUGCAUAAGACUAUAUUCAAGUAUUGUUCUUAAACCACAACGCAUCAAGUAAUUUCAAGUUUUCCUCUGCCAUUUAUAAAUUUUACCCAAGCAUUAACAAAAUUACAUCUCUUUUAUUGUGUGUGUGUGUGUGUGUGUGUGUGCCCUCAGAAACCAGAAGGGGGUGUUGCAUGCCCUGGAACUGGAGUUACAGGUAGUUCUGAGCCAGCUGAUAUGUGUGCUGUGAACUGAACUUGGGUAUGUUGUAAGAGCAGUACAUGUUCUUAACUGCUUGAUCCACGUUUCCAGUUCCCAAAACACCAUUCUAAUGCUAAUAUCUUGGUUUUAAUUAAUUUUACAGUGGUUAUAUAUGCACACUGGUAAUGGUAAGGAAAGCUAGCAGAAAGGCAUACAAAAAUUCUACCCUGUAAGUCUAUAAUUAGCUUGUAAAGUUAAAAUUAAAAAAGCCAUUUCAAGACUGUUUUCAUUCUUCAGCAAGAUCAAAAAGAUUAUAAAAAGUAAACCAGGCAUGGUGGCAUAUGCCUUUAAUCACAGCACUUGGGAGACAGAGGCCAGAGGAUCUCUAUAGGUUGAGGCCAGCCUGGUCUAUAUACUGAGUUCCAGGACAGCCUGGACUAUGUAAAGACUCUAUCUAUCUAUCUAUCUAUCUAUCUAUCUAUCUAUCUAUCUAACAUUUAUCUAUUAAGAUAGAGUCUUACUGUGUAGCUCUGGUUGGCCUGGCACUUCCUAGGUGCAACGAUUAAAUGUAUGUAUAACCUUUGAUCUCUGUAUUGAUACAAAAUUUUAUAUGAUACAUACAGAACUGUUGCUUUCUUUUAUUAACUCAAAUUCAUAUUCUGAAGAAAUACUAAUGUUAUGACUUAAGCUCUAGCUUUGGGCUCUGCCUUAGUUUCUUUUCCUGUUACUAUAAUAAAAAUACCUCAGUAAAAGCUAACUAAAGGAAAAAAGGGUUUGUUACAAAGUUUAGGGUUACAGUCCAUCAUGAGGCAGGGAAGUCAAGAGAGGAGGAGGAUGAAACAGCUGGUCACAUUGUGUUUAAAACCAGGAACAAGAGGCAACAAUUGCUUGUGCUCAGGUCAGAGGGAACUCGGGCUCAGUGAGAUGAGCCAAUGGCAUUAUUAUAAUACAACAAUGACAAGCUAUUAAACAAUUUUCUUCAUAUUCACACACUUUAUUUUCAAAUGGGGUCUCGCUAUAUACCUCAGGCUGUCUUGUAACUCACUGUGAUCCUUCUAUUUCUGUUUCCCAAGUGUUAGGAAUACAGGUAUGUAUCACCUGUCAGUCUAUUGUUACUUUCUUUAGUUGCAUUAUGAUGCCACCUCUGAGAGCAAAUGACCAACAUAACUGAUAAGCCAUCUCCUUUCUGGUAGGAAUGUAAGCAGAAAAUCAAGGACCAAGCAAGAGUUGUCAGUCAGUUAAACAGGGUGAUGAGAAGGACAUACUGGCCUAGCCUUCCCCUGUCAGGGUCUGAGAGUGCUCAGGGAAUACAUGGCCACAGUCAGCAGCCUGCACCAAAAGAGUGGCCUAUGCAGCAGCAGAGACUGAUUCACUGUGGCCUGUUCUGCACACUUCCCCAACUGUGCUAAGGGGUAGAAUAAAGCUAAAAGUCAUGAUGACAGUUGGAACUGUGCCCUGAAUUUUGAAGAUAAAUUUAUUUCAACUGUUUUUAUACCUUUUGUGAACAUUUCCAGCAUGGAACCUGUUCAGUCUUGAAAUUUCAUCAUGUUCUGAAUGGUUUUGUUUCAGUUUCAUAGACAUAGUGAUAAAUGUCCUUACAGCAAAUCUCUUCAUGAAAACAAACAGAUGUUCAGUCUGGUCUCAUAAAUCUGCUGUAAUUGCUAGCACAUAUGUGCACUAAGGAAGUCUUAGAAUAACCAUGGUGGAGAAAUCAUUAAUGUUGUAUCUUGACUUUGCACAUAUGUGCAAAGAAUGCUAUCUAUAUUUUUAAUUUUGAGAUUUGACUUAUUGUCCAUGACUAUUAUAAAAACACUAAGAUCUGAUCUAGUGGAAAACAUAUAUAGCCUGCCAAUUUAAAGAGAUAAAUGUAUCAGAAACCAGAGAAGGACCUAAAAUAUUAUGUU
Molecule: messenger RNA, 4507 nt
Organism: Apodemus sylvaticus (European woodmouse)
Lineage: Eukaryota; Metazoa; Chordata; Mammalia; Rodentia; Muridae
Gene: Ecm2
Product: extracellular matrix protein 2
Exons: 10
Coding region: 400-2478 (692 amino acids)
Biological process (GO): positive regulation of cell-substrate adhesion; extracellular matrix organization
Cellular component (GO): extracellular matrix
Molecular function (GO): heparin binding; protein binding; collagen V binding
Source: RefSeq, a predicted model, not a curated record